UGCACACUGGCACACAGUUUUGACGCGCAAACACAAGUGAGAGAUGAUGACAUGAUGCGCGGAGAUUCAUCCUGCAGCUGAUACUGGCUCGGAGAGCAAGUUAAACCCUUAAAACCUUUUUUUAAGUUGAGUUGAAGAAGUCGCACUGUCUUGGAUCCAUCCGUUUCCUGGUCCAAACUUGACGUCUAUCCGCUGCGGGCGCAAACUUCAUCAUCACUUGAUCUUUUGUUUUUUUGUUUUUCUUUUCCUGGGAGUUGUGCCUCUGGCUUCACCGGUAAGCAUUGGAUCCAUCGGCGUACUGCGAAACUCCGGUCUACAGUCCGGAUCUGUGCCCAAACAUGAUUGCAACGCAAGCAAAGCUGGUUUACCAGCUUAAUAAAUAUUACAACGAAAGAUGCCAGGCGCGCAAAGCGGCCAUCGCCAAGACCAUACGAGAGGUGUGUAAGGUGGUGUCGGAUGUGCUGAAGGAGGUGGAGGUCCAAGAGCCCCGUUUCAUCAGCUCCCUGAGCGAGAUAGACGCGCGCUAUGAGGGCAUGGAGGUCAUCGCACCCAACGAGUUUGAGGUCGUACUUUACCUGAACCAGAUGGGGGUGUUCAACUUUGUAGACGAUGGCUCUCUGCCGGGCUGCGCGGUGCUCAAGCUCAGCGACGGCCGCAAGAGGAGCAUGUCCCUGUGGGUGGAGUUCAUCACCGCCUCCGGUUAUCUAUCGGCACGAAAGAUUCGCUCCCGCUUUCAGACGCUGGUUGCCCAGGCCGUGGAUAAAUGCAGCUACCGGGACGUGGUUAAGAUGGUGGCGGACACGAGCGAAGUGAAACUGCGCAUUCGGGAGAGAUACGUCGUGCAAAUCACCCCGGCCUUCAAGUGCACGGGCAUCUGGCCUAGGAGUGCCGCUCAGUGGCCCAUGCCUCACAUCCCGUGGCCCGGGCCGAACCGGGUGGCGGAGGUAAAAGCGGAGGGGUUUAACCUGCUCUCUAAAGAGUGCUACUCAUUGACGGGCAAGCAGAGCUCGGCAGAAAGCGACGCCUGGGUCUUGCAGUUCGCCGAGGCCGAGAACAGGCUUCUGAUGUCGGGCUGUAGGAAGAAAUGCCUCUCUGUUCUAAAGACUCUCCGUGACCGACACCUCGAGCUGCCGGGACAGCCGCUUAAUAACUACCACAUGAAGACCCUACUGCUAUACGAGUGCGAGAAACACCCGCGGGAGACUGACUGGGACGAGUCGUGCCUCGGCGACCGACUGAACGGUAUUCUGCUGCAGCUCAUCUCCUGCCUGCAGUGCCGCCGGUGCCCACAUUACUUCUUACCCAAUCUAGACCUGUUUCAGGGUAAACCACACUCGGCUCUGGAGACAGCGGCCAAACAGACCUGGAGACUGGCAAGAGAAAUCCUUACCAACGCUAAAAGUUUGGAUAAACUGUAAGAUGCAAAAGGAGGACAUUUUAUGAUGGUGAAAAGCCUAUUUACGGACGUUUGCGAUCACAACACUGAAAGUGGAGAGAAUGUGAUCGUGCUGCUCUCCGGGUAACGAAAGCAAGAAAAUAAAAAAAUUAAAUGAAACUUAGAAAAACCCUGAAGCAUUUGCUUUUUGCCAAGGCUCAAAUGGGACAUUUCAGGAGAGAGAAAUGAAGGUACAUUUUAAACUAAGUGUAAUGAUUUUGUUGUUUGUUCGAACUGUUUUCACAAAGUGAAAAUUUUAUUUAAAUACAUGCACAAGAUCUUUAAUUGCAAAUUACAAAAUGUAGCGUGCCAAGUUCUUUUUUCAUGAUGUGAACAAAAUAUUAACGUGUAAUAAAAUCAUGACACGAUGAAAUUUAAA
Molecule: messenger RNA, 1814 nt
Organism: Danio rerio (zebrafish)
Lineage: Eukaryota; Metazoa; Chordata; Actinopteri; Cypriniformes; Danionidae
Gene: mab21l2
Product: mab-21-like 2
Biological process (GO): cornea development in camera-type eye
Cellular component (GO): nucleus; cytoplasm
Source: RefSeq, marked provisional